This is a messenger RNA of Uloborus diversus, 1943 nucleotides long. Its product is annotated as sodium/hydrogen exchanger 9B1-like. Gene Ontology annotation, biological process: proton transmembrane transport. Gene Ontology annotation, molecular function: antiporter activity. The record is from RefSeq and is a predicted model, not a curated record. Lineage: Eukaryota; Metazoa; Arthropoda; Arachnida; Araneae; Uloboridae. The transcript has 11 exons. Gene Ontology annotation, cellular component: membrane. Bases 50 to 1579 code for a protein of 509 amino acids.
CUCGGAAGGAUAUUUUACCCUUUCAUACUUUCAUGAAUUAUUUUAAAAAAUGGUUCCAUACGCAGAAAUAUCAGUGGUUACUACAGUAAAAGAUGAUUCUAUUAUUUUUAACAGAGGUAAAAAGGUGUGCACGAGAUUGCUGCCUUCAAAGCAGAGUAUUCUUCUUGCUGCGACACAUACUGUUGUUUUGCUUUUCUUCGCUGGAGCUUUGUAUGGUAUCAUUGGAGAAAAUUCUCUACCUGGAAGUGAAAUAUUUGCAUUAUUUUCAUUAGCCAUUUCUGCCUAUGCUGGAGGCGUGCUAGUUGGCUAUUUCAAACUACCCCCAUUAUUAGGUAUGUUAGUAUCAGGAAUUCUUUUCAGAAAUCUACCAUUUAUGACUUUUCAUGAAAACAUUUCAAUCAUGUGGGCGUCAACAUUUCGAGAUACAUCCCUUGUCAUAAUUCUGUUGAAAGCUGGACUAGGACUAGAUCCUGAAAAGCUAAAGCGAUUGAAGAUGGCUGUGAUAAAGCUUUCAUUCAUCCCAUGUUUGCUGGAAACACUGGGCUCUUCAGUGUUUGCUCAUUAUUUGCUCGGACUUCCCUGGUUAUGGUCCUGUAUGUUGGGUUUUAUUGUAUCAGCGGUGUCUGCUGCUGUUCUUGUACCUGGUGUUCUCAUGUUGGAAGAAAAACGAUAUGGAAUACGAAGUGGUAUUCCUACUUUAAUAAUGGCAUCCGUUUCAAUCGACAACAUAGUAGCUCUAACUGGAUUCGUUGUGACAUUCAGUAUUUUAUCCUCAAACGAAAAUCUUACGUGGGCCUUGGUAAAACGUCCUUUAGAGCCUUGCAUUGGUUUUCUGUUUGGAGGCAUUUUUGGAGCCUUGCUAAGAUACAUUCCGGACGAAAAUAUACCAAAGAAUUCUUUAGUUUAUUACCGAACCAUAUUGCUUUUCCUUGGUGGCAUGGCAUUCAGUUUUGUUAGUAAGCGAGCUGGAAUAUCAGGAGCUGGAGCCCUCAGUUGUGUCAGUCUGGCAUUUGUAGCUGCUCUUAAGUGGAGGAAGGAUCCUGAACAAUACAAAACAAUUUGCUGGAUCACUGGCAUUCUGUGGCAGUUGAUUGAACCCUUUUUAUUUGGACUCAUUGGAGCGGAAAUUACGCUAGAAAGCUUGCAAAAUGAUCUAGGUUAUGCUGUUUUGACUUUAAUUCUUGGUCUCCUAGUGCGUGCAAUUGCAACAAUACUAGCUUUAAUGAGAUCACAACUGAGCUUCAAGGAGAAGUUAUUCGUUUCGUCUUCUUGGCUGGCUAAGGCUACCGUUCAGGCUGCUGUUGGAUCACAAGCACUGGACUACGCAAGAUCUCAAAGCAAAGGAUACGAGUUUGAAACAUAUUCGAAGCAGGUGUUAACAUUAUCUGUUUUAUCUAUUAUUCUUACCGCUCCUCUGGGCUCGGCGUUUAUGGAGUGCUUGGGACCUUACCUGUUGGAAAAAGAUCCCGUUGUCACUGAUCUACAAAGUGAAAGCGAGGAAGAUGAGACAGACAUCGUUGUCGAAAAAAGAGCAAGCUACGGAUCCUGUUCUGUAACUCUUUCGUCAAGAAACUCUUAACAAAAGCUCAGUAGAAAGUACCAGAACAAGAUAUGCUACCGUAAAAGGAGUAAGACUAAACUGUGCAACCAAAUUUAAUUUUUCCUUUUUAACAAAGCGUCUAGUUUUGGUACUCCAAUUUUAAGUUUUAAACGCAACUAAAAUUUGUAAUACUUUCACACAUCCUCAUAUUAAUUAUAGCUAGGCUUUCCGAAUUUCUGAAAUGUUCAACCGGGACAACGGAAUGCCCCACCCCCCUUUCCCCAGCUUCGCACGAAUUCAAGAGUACACUCUUUUCUGCUUUUUAGAGUGAUUCUGUUGGGUAAAUUUAAAAGCUAAUAAAUUAAUAACUUAAUUAAGAACCUAAUCCAGGCCAAUAAUAAAU